Messenger RNA from Anarrhichthys ocellatus (wolf-eel), 5119 nucleotides. RefSeq names its product methylenetetrahydrofolate dehydrogenase (NADP+ dependent) 1 like (gene mthfd1l). Gene Ontology annotation, cellular component: cytosol. Gene Ontology annotation, molecular function: formate-tetrahydrofolate ligase activity; methenyltetrahydrofolate cyclohydrolase activity; methylenetetrahydrofolate dehydrogenase (NADP+) activity. The coding region runs from base 467 to 3391 and encodes 974 amino acids. The transcript has 27 exons. Gene Ontology annotation, biological process: tetrahydrofolate interconversion. Lineage: Eukaryota; Metazoa; Chordata; Actinopteri; Perciformes; Anarhichadidae. The record is from RefSeq and is a predicted model, not a curated record.
ACGUUCCUUUUUCUGAGGCUGCUGCUUUCAUGUGUACCUCUGAAAUUCGAAUACACUUUUCCAUGGUGGAUAACAAAACACAGGACAUGUGGCAACAUGUUUUAAUUCUUUCGGUCUUUUAACAACAGCCGAACUUUAGAAGUGACAGGAAAGGCAAACAUGCAUACAUUAUAUAGGCUAAUAUAUAAUGAAAUCAUUACAUGAUCAAAAUGUUGCUGCACCUGGGUUACACGCGGAGAACGUGGCAUCCACAUUUCCGCGCCCCAAAGUCAGCUUGUAAACAGGUAGCAUCACAUUACAAGGGUUAUUCAAAUUUCCGACUGCCCCUGAAGACAGCGUAACUCCAUCAGGACCCUGUUGCCACUUCAACUGUAUUUGCGUUCCCCCCGGAGGUUGAAUCCUUUGCUAACCAACUUCAAGGCCAACAAAGAAAAGGUUAGACACCACAGUUUAAAAGGAAACGGCCAUGAAGUUGUCUAUGAUUCGUAGUGCUUGUGGCAGCCUUCGGAUACAUCCAGCCCGUCCAGGAAGCAGGGUCAGCGGCUUCUCGCGGAGAUGCCCAUCGGUGGGUCUAGCCAACAGCCGGUUGAUUCUCCGGGCAGCCAGCGCUACAAGCAGCGGCGGUACGAACCCAAAACUAGCCGUCAAUUUUGGGAAACAGUCCCGAAAGGAUGAUGGGUUUGAAUGCGACAGUUCUUUGAGCAAGGUGAUUCAGAGCACCAAGGAGGCAAUAGCGGCUCUGCAGAGAAGAAAUUCAACAGUCCAACCUUUGUUAGCCAUUAUACAGGCAGGUGAAGAUGACAGCUUUUUGGAGAUCAGUAAGAAAAUUGCAGGAAGGGUUGGCUUAAACAUCACACAGAUUUGUCUGGCAAAGGAGUGCAGUGAAGAUGACAUCAUAGAAGAGGUGUUGAAGCUCAAUGAAGACCCCAGGGUGCACGGAGUCCACCUUCACCUCCCCCCUGCGUCCCUCACCAGUCGAGUGUUGAACACGCUGAAACCUGAGAAGGAUGUAGAUGGGAUAUCUGAUUUGAAUAUGGGCCGCCUGGUGCGAGGAGACCUAAGUAAAGGCUUUGUGCCACCCAGAGCCAGCGCUGUCCUGGAUCUGCUGGAGAAACAUGAUGCUCCUUUGGAGGGGAAAACUGUGUUGCUGGUCGGAGGAGAAGGACCCUUUGGGGUGGCCCUGCAGUGCCUGAUAGAAAGAAGUGGACUGGUGGCUCUCAAGAGUCGUUGGAGCUCCAAGAGCCUGCAGAGUCAGGUGAAGCAGGCUGAUGCUGUGGUCCUAUUAGGAGCUGAGAAUAUGGAUUUCCCCCCCACCUGGGUUAGACCAGGGGCUGCUGUCAUCCGCUGUGAGCCCAACCUGGAGACAGAUGAACAUGCCAUUGAGAUGUCCUCAAAGUCUGGGUUAGGAUACCUCACAGCCGCUUACAGAACACAGAAUGUGGCGCGUAGUUGCGGUCGGUGGCUCCAGGAGCAGCAGUACCAACCCUGGCAUUUGCGCAGCCUCAAACUGCAGCCCCUGACCCCCGUACCAAGUGACAUAGCGAUUUCCAGAGCUCAGACGCCCAAGCCAGUGGACCAGCUGGCUGCGGAGAUUGGUUUGCUGCCAGAGGAGCUUGAAGCCUAUGGCAGGAGCAAAGCUAAGGUCCGACUCUCCCUGUUGGACCGCCUCCACAAACAGCCGGAUGGGAAAUAUGUACUAGUUGCUGGUAUAACUCCGACUCCACUGGGCGAAGGUAAAAGCACGGUGACCAUUGGCCUAGUUCAGGCCCUCACUGCCCACCUUAAGCUCAACUCCUUUGCCUGUCUCCGACAGCCUUCCCAGGGACCCACCUUUGGGGUUAAAGGGGGAGCUGCAGGAGGGGGAUAUGCCCAGGUCAUCCCCAUGGAGGAGUUCAACCUCCAUCUGACUGGUGACAUUCAUGCCAUCACAGCAGCCAACAACCUGGUGGCAGCAGCCAUCGAUGCCAGGAUGCUUCAUGAGGCGACGCAGUCAGACAAGGGCCUGUUCAAUAGACUGGUUCCUUCAGUGAACGGAAUCAGAAGAUUUUCACCCAUCCAAAUCUCCAGGCUACGUCGUCUAGGGAUCAAUAAAGUAGAUCCUGCAUCGCUCACACCGCAGGAAGUCGGCGCCUUUGUUCAUCUUGACCUUGACCCCUCGAAGAUCACCUGGCAGAGAGUUGUUGACACAAAUGACCGUUUCUUGAGGAAGAUCACAGUCGGACAAGCGAGCACUGAAAAGGGUCAGAUAAGAGAGACUGGGUUCGACAUUGCCGUGGCCAGCGAGAUCAUGGCCAUCCUGGCUCUGGCAGACAGCCUGGAGGACAUGAGAAACAGACUGGCGCGCAUGGUGGUGGGCACCAGUCGCUCCGGACAGCCCGUCACCGCAGAGGACCUGGGUGUGAGCGGAGCAUUGGCGGUGUUAAUGAAAGAUGCCAUCAAGCCCACAUUGAUGCAGACCCUCGAGGGUACGCCGGUGUUUGUCCAUGCUGGGCCCUUCGCCAACAUCGCCCAUGGCAACUCCUCCGUGCUGGCAGACAAGCUGGCUUUGAAGUUGGUCGGACGGGACGGCUUUGUGGUGACGGAAGCUGGUUUUGGAGCGGACAUUGGGAUGGAGAAGUUCUUCAACAUCAAAUGUCGGGCGUCAGGGCUGAGGCCGAAUGUGGUGGUGCUGGUUGCAACUGUCCGAGCGUUGAAGAUGCACGGCGGUGGACCAAAUGUGUCGGCUGGGGCACCUCUUCCCAGAGAGUACAUUGUUGAGGAUCUGAGUCUAGUUGCAGGUGGUUGUCAAAGCAAUCUCUGGAAGCAGAUCCAAAUUGCACACCUGUUUGGGGUACCAGUCGUGGUGGCACUCAAUGUCUUUAAGACAGACACCCAGGCAGAGAUUGAGCUCGUGUGUCAGAUAGCGAAAGAGUGCGGAGCGUCAGACGCUGUGCCGUGUCACCACUGGGCGCAGGGCGGCCGAGGCUCCUUAGAGUUGGCCCAAGCUGUGAAUGAGGCUGCCAGCAGACCCGCCAACUUCCAGUUCCUGUACAACAUCGAGAUGCCGAUUGUAGAGAAGAUCAGAACAAUCGCGCAAAAAGUAUAUGGAGCUGAUGACAUUGAGCUGUCUCCAGAGGCCACGGCCAAGAUAGAUUACUACAAUCAACAGGGCUAUGGUUCAUUGCCCAUCUGCAUGGCGAAGACUCACCUGUCCCUGUCCCAUAUGCCUGACAAGAAGGGUGUACCCACUGGAUUUGUUUUGCCCAUCAGAGAUGUUCGUGCUAGCAUUGGGGCCGGUUUCAUCUUCCCACUUGUGGGAGCGAUGAGCACCAUGCCUGGCCUGCCAACCCGCCCCUGUUUCUACGACAUUGACCUCGACCCGGUCACAGAGGAGAUCACUGGGCUCUUCUGAGCUUCAAUUAAAGAACACAGCAUCAACAAAAACAUAUGUCGUUGCUGCCAUCUGAAAGAGCAUCCAUUGUGUCAUUAUAAAUAUUUUACAAGCAGCCAUUGUCUCCGUAACUAGACUUUAUUUCGUCCCUGGAGUUUCUACUUUACAACCUCGUUCACUUAGUGCCGAGGCUCUAGUCUGUGAGGCUACACUCUACUCUCACUAAUACACACUUAAAAUCAUCAUCCGGGUUUUAUUUCCGGGAUCCCCAGAUCCAUGCGUGCCAUGUCGGACGCAUCCACGCACUACAUCUUUGACAGGAAAUGCUUUCUUACUCCCCAGCAGCCCAAACUCUCUCCAAAUCAUGGCAACAUGCUCUGAAAGUAAAGAUUCCAUGAAGCAUUAGCUUAACGCUGUAGUUGCACAUAUGUGUAAUAUGCCAAAGAGGACCAUAUCGUGUGUAUCACAUAUGCAGUAUGUUUAUGAUUUUUACCUCGGUGUGUUUUUUUUGAAAGGGUCCGUUUAAGUCUUAAAACCGUCUUAAAGUCUACUUUAAUCUUGUGUUUUCAUCAACUUCUAAUUUCCUUUUUUUGUGGAAAAUAAACAAUGUUAAUGUCUUUAUAUGGUACUGCUUUGGUAUACAUGUCAUAAGCUUUUCAAUGGAAAUAAGCAGAGCUUGUUUAUUCUUUUUGCUUUUAUACGCACAUAAAAGCCAUAAUGAUGUUUAUGUCACCUCUGUUUUCUUAACAUGCUGAAUAUCAAAACUGCUGCUGUUGUAAAAAAUUACUACAAGUUACACGAGUUAGAUUCAUUUUUUCCACUUUUGAGAUAUUGUAACAUUUUAUGUGUUGAGUAAAGCCUGAAAUUGUUUUUUGCAAAUGUGAUGUGUUAACAAUAGCAGUUUAUUAAAAAUAUGUCUCUUUCCGUGUGAAAUUGCACCUCUUAUGUUAUGCUUAAUUUACGUUUUUUUAUUAUCUUUAGUGGAGCUGGUCUUAAUUUCCGGCUUCCACCUCUUGACAUUUCAUAUUCCACGCUCAAGUUGUGGUUUGCAUGCAGACAGCUGAAUGUAGCUCUGGUCUUACGACUGACCACGUUGAACCUUGUUUUGAUUCAGAGAACAUUGUGCUCAACUGGAUGUUAAGCACAAUGUUCUGACCUAAAAUGGGAUGAUUAUAUGACCAAAUCACAAUGAAAUUACAGGUCUCACUGAAGCUAUUGUUGAAGUUGUAUUGUACAAAGUCUAAAGCACCAAUUUUCUCUGAAAACAAAUUCAGUGAUGUUCAAAUUUCCAACAGUAUUUCAAAUGUUUUGUUUCUCAGAGAUCAAAUGUGUGUUUUUCAAAUAACCCUCUUAUUUACUCCAAAAAAGGAAGUGUUGACUUGUGGCUCGGCCCAUCUGUUGUUUGGACACAUGCGCUUGUUGUCCUGCGGUUGUCCACAGAGAUCCUUCAAUACAAACCUCUUUUUAUUACAAUAAAAGACAACUCCCUCUAUCGCUCUCACUCUACUCGCAUUUCAAAGCUUUCAUUUGUUAAGUAUUUUCUUGUUUUCAUACCCAAAUACAGCCUCAUUCCUCGGGCGGUGUUGGAAGCCAAACUUCGGGGCCAGCAUCUGUUAUUACGAGGUGUUUCGGUUUGCAACAAGGAGCCAACAUGCAUGUGUGUACCUGUCAUAGCUGGCAGUCCACACCUGCUAAGUCUGUUAUUCUGUGUGUUCACCAGGCGGGAUCUGGCACUUUUAACUACAGUCG